Setaria italica (foxtail millet) is the source of this 558-nucleotide messenger RNA. RefSeq lists its product as uncharacterized. Gene Ontology annotation, molecular function: enzyme inhibitor activity. The record is from RefSeq and is a predicted model, not a curated record. Bases 1 to 558 code for a protein of 185 amino acids. NCBI's taxonomy places the organism in Eukaryota, Viridiplantae, Streptophyta, Magnoliopsida, Poales, Poaceae. The transcript has a single exon.
AUGGCCUCCUCAUUCACCAACCGUAAUAACAUCGUUUGGCUCGUAGGACUGCUGUCCAUCCUCUUGGUCGUGUCAGACGUCUAUGGCGAGCCUCCCAGCGUGGUGCCCUCUGCGUGCAAGCGUGCCUACGCUGCCAGCGGUGGCUCUUUCACUGAAGACUUCUGCUUGUCUGCCUUCAACGGCCACAGCGCCGGCGCAGCGGACAAUGCCGACCUGGCCCUCAUCGCGGUCGACCUCGCCACAGCCAAUGCCACCGCCACCGAGGCAAAGAUCGACACCCUCCUUGGUGGCAGCGGUGCCGGCGCCCUGUCUGAGGGCCUCCGGUUGUGCCGAGAGCUGUACAACUCCGUGGUGCACGUGUACCAGCCAAAGUGCCAUGCCGCUGUGAAGGAUGGAAGGUAUGUUGACGGGAAGCUGUGCCUCCGCAGGACGGCGCAAGCACCUGUGGAAUGCGAGAGGUGGUUUGAGCAGCGGAACGUCUCGUCGCCGGUGACCAGGGAGGAUGAGAUCCUGGCCAAGCUCGCCAAUCUCGCGAUCGCGCUGACAUCGAUCGCCUGA